CUUCUUCCACAUUACCUACUUACCCAAAAAAUCACAUACCUCUUCAUCAGCUCCCUCAAUAAAAAGCUCCUUCCUUUACAUUUUACCAUCAACCCAUAAACAAAAAAAACAAAAACCCCUUCCACGAAGGCAUAAGGAAAAAAAAAUCAAAAACCCAAUCUCUUAGAUGACAAUCCUUGUCUUAACAAUUUAGAUCGGCACGAAGAACAAUUUUUUUUUUUUUUUAACUUUUUGAACAACACUCUGUUACAAUGGCAGCCAAUCUAGAACUGAGUCUUUUAUGUACAGAGAUCACCAACGUUGGUGAUGAAGACGACGGCAUAAUUCUUGACGAAACUCCGAUCGUUUUCCCUGAAAUCUCGAUUUCUCAGACGAGUUUUCCAUCGGAGAGCGAUGAGUUCAUCAGAGAGAUGAUGGAGAAGGAGAAGCAGCUUUUGCCAAGUGAUGAUUACAUCAGCAGACUCAGAAGUGGAUACUUGGAUUUGGAUGUCAGAAGAAGAGAAGCUCUUAAUUGGAUUUUGAAGGCUUGUGAGGAACACCAGUUUGGACCAAUGUGUAUUUGCUUAUCUAUGAACUACUUGGAUCGGUUCUUAUCGGUUCAUGAUUUCCCUAGUGGCAACACUUGGGCAGUGCAGUUGUUGGCUGUGGCUUGUUUAUCCUUGGCAGCCAAAGUUGAAGAAACUGAAGUCCCAAUGCUAAUAGAUCUUCAGGCUGGACAUCCUCAGUUUGUGUUUGAGGCUAAAUCAAUCCAAAGGAUGGAGCUUUUGGUGUUGAACAGAUUGGAAUGGAGAUUGAGAGCGAUAACUCCCUUCUCAUACAUAAGAUAUUUCUUGAGGAAGAUGAGUAAAUGUGAUCAAGAACCACCCAACACAUUGAUAUCCAGAUCAUUACAAGUGAUAGCCAGCAAAACCAAAGGUAUUGACUUUUUGGAGUUUAGACCUUCUGAAGUUGCUGCUGCAGUUGCACUUUCUGUUUCUGGAGAACUGUACACAGUACACUUUGACAACUCUUCCUUCUCUCCUCUUUUCUCACUACUUCAAAAGGAGAGAGUGAAGAAGAUUGGGGAAAUGAUAGAGAGUGAUGAGCCAGGCUUAUGUUCACAAACACCCAAUGGGGUUCUAGAAGUAUCAGCUUGUUGUUUCGGCUCUAAGACUCAUGAUUCUUCUUCUCCCCAUACACAUCUUUCCUAAAUCUCCCUGUUUUUUUUUCUUAAAAUAAAUUAUCAUUAUUAUUAUGUUUGAGGAGAGGUUGAGAA
Brassica oleracea var. oleracea is the source of this 1255-nucleotide messenger RNA. RefSeq names its product cyclin-D4-1-like. Gene Ontology annotation, molecular function: cyclin-dependent protein serine/threonine kinase regulator activity. Gene Ontology annotation, cellular component: cytoplasm; cyclin-dependent protein kinase holoenzyme complex; nucleus. The transcript is spliced from 6 exons. NCBI's taxonomy places the organism in Eukaryota, Viridiplantae, Streptophyta, Magnoliopsida, Brassicales, Brassicaceae. Bases 252 to 1190 code for a protein of 312 amino acids. Gene Ontology annotation, biological process: mitotic cell cycle phase transition; regulation of cyclin-dependent protein serine/threonine kinase activity. The record is from RefSeq and is a predicted model, not a curated record.